Molecule: messenger RNA, 3644 nt
Organism: Pangasianodon hypophthalmus (striped catfish)
Lineage: Eukaryota; Metazoa; Chordata; Actinopteri; Siluriformes; Pangasiidae
Gene: ghrhrl
Product: growth hormone releasing hormone receptor, like
Exons: 13
Coding region: 84-1325 (413 amino acids)
Biological process (GO): positive regulation of cell population proliferation; adenylate cyclase-activating G protein-coupled receptor signaling pathway; cell surface receptor signaling pathway
Cellular component (GO): plasma membrane
Molecular function (GO): vasoactive intestinal polypeptide receptor activity; G protein-coupled peptide receptor activity; growth hormone-releasing hormone receptor activity
Source: RefSeq, a predicted model, not a curated record
CGCGCGCGCGCGCUCCGGUGCCGUUCAGAGCGCGCGACGGGCUUGUCCGGAGAGCUGCCGUUCCUCCGCGCGCUGGAGCCGCCAUGCUCUCUCUCUGCACCGGGACCGUGUGGCUCGCGACGCUUACUGCAGCCGUUUGGGCGAGUUUGCACCCAGAGUGUGAGUAUAUAUUCCAGUUGGAACGAGAAGAGCAGCUCUGUCUGAGAGGAAUCGCUGAACAUGAAAACCUCAGCACUUCAGGGCAGACAGGCUGCCUCCCAGCAUGGGACUCUGUGGUGUGUUGGCCCAGAGCAGCAGUUGGAGAAAUCGUACAGUCCCCCUGUCCUGCUGUGUUCUCUCUCUUUAGCAACCACACAGGUACAGUGAGUCGUAACUGCACCAGUUUGGGCUGGUCGCACCCGUUCCCUCCCUACCAUGAGGCCUGCAGCAUCGAUGACGACAUCCCAGAGGAAUCGUACUUCACCACGGUGAGACUGAUCUACUCCAUCGGCUACGGAGCUUCUCUCAUCUCCCUGUCCGUGGCGGUGGUAGUUCUACUGAUCUUCAGGAGGCUGCACUGUGCAAGAAACUACAUCCACAUCCAGUUGUUCAUCAGCUUCAUCCUCAAAGCAGUGUCUGUGUUCAUUAAGGAUGCUACACUCUUUGGCAGUGAAGAUACCGACCACUGUUCCCUCUCUACUGCAGGCUGUAAGGCGUCUGUCGUGUUCUGUCAUUACUGUGUGAUGAGUAAUUUCUCCUGGCUGCUGGUGGAGGCGGUGUAUCUCAACUCACUGCUGCUCUCUGCUCGCAGUCGCCGCUGUCUCUGGGGCUUCUCUCUGCUGGGCUGGGGGGUUCCUCUGGUUUUUAUCCUCCUCUGGAUCAUCUCCCGGGUGUAUUUUGAGGACACAGAAUGCUGGGACAUUAAUGAAGAUUCCCCUUACUGGUGGAUAAUCAAGGGUCCGAUUGUCGUAUCCAUAGGGAUCAACUUCCUGUUGUUCCUGAAUAUCAUUAGGAUACUGGUGCAGAAGUUGAACCCGCGUCUAAUCCAGUUCAACAACUCGGCACAGUAUAGACGCCUGACCAAGUCCACGCUUCUCCUCAUCCCCCUGUUUGGGACCCAUUACGUGGUGUUUAACUUCCUGCCGGACUACACUAACAUCAGCCUGCGUCUCUGUUUAGAGCUGUGCCUCGGCUCAUUUCAGGGCCUCAUGGUAGCAAUUCUGUACUGUUUCCUCAACCAAGAGGUCCAGAAGGAGGUGCGACUGAUGUGGAUGCGCUGGCAGGAGAGCAGUUACGGAGUCGUUAUCGCCGGAGCCAAAGGCAGUCAGAUGGAUACGCCAUUCUGAUUCGGUGUCCAUGUUCGACACACAAGAGACUCUGGGGUUUAUUUUUUCCCUUUAUCUGCUUUCUUUGCCCACAGCAAGACAGCAAGACUGUGAUGGUUGGCUCCUGUUGUCAAAUGAUUGCUUUGCUGUAGUGAUUCAGGCCUCGUGUGGGACUCGCUUUUAGUUCAGAAGCUGUGAACCUGUGACGCUGUGAUGCAAAACAACUGGAGCAGAAGUCAAAAGAAAAACACAUAUGACAAUGCCUGGUUAAAAACAAUGUCUGACCAUUUCUGAAAACUGCAAAUAGCUAUUGUUGCUAGCUUGUAGCUAAAAAUUAUGUUAAUUUUCAUGUUGCCUACUCUUAUUUUUUAACGCAAAAUGAUAAGUAAGCUGGUCAGCUGUUGAUAAAAUAGUACUGUGGAAAGCUUUAUGUGAAAUGUUAUUAUAAUCAUGGCAAGUUCUAAUCUUCAGUCCUCAACGUUAGCAUUUCUGUCCAUCUGUUACUCUUGAAGAUUUCACUACAUCUUUCUUGAGUGCUUUUCAUUUUUUUAAAGGAGCUGUUUGUUAUUUUUUUGUUGCCUUUGAUGUGAAACGCAAUUCCAGUGAAAGCAAGAUUUCAUCUUACCCCAAACUCCCAAUCCAGCAUUUUCAUCUACCACCAAACGCUUUGUUGAAACUUUGUUUCCUUUGUGAGUUGGAAUUUGAGAAUAAGACACAGAGCUGUGCAUCUCACUUCUGGAUGGGGGUGGAGCUAAUUUCUGGGCUGUAAAAUUUUAAACAGAAACCUGAAAUGAACCAGAUUAGAUCAGAGUAGAACAACUACUGCAGAGUAAUACUGCAAAUCUCAGUUUUUCUAAUAUAUCAUUGACGUUAUAAGAUUAUUCUAGAUUUCGAAACACAUUUAAAAAUGACAAACGACACCUUUAAUUAUUGCAUUCUAGCACAAAUUAGCACACAUAUAAACGGAAUCAUUCUUUAAUCAAUCCUUGAACGGACCACUUGCAAUGAAAGGCAAAGCUGAUUUACGCCCCAGAAUUACUAAAACUCUAGACUAGGUUGUGGCAUUUAAAGACUGUGAGUGGGUUUGUGCAUUUUCUCUAACGGACACUACAAGGGACACGUGUUCUUAGUGCACAACAAUAAGUCAAUUGUCACAAAAUGUUAUUGUUAAUUAUAUGUUAAUUCUUCUGAGCGUCCCCCAAAACACUACAGCAUUGUCAUGAUUUUCCAAACAGAUCCUUUAAAAAUGUGCAAGCUCACUUCUCUGAUUUAAAAGGUAGUAAGUUUAGAUGUUUUGAGGCAGAAAGCAGCAUAUGAUUUUAUGGCUUUGUGCUUUUGUUUUAAAGACAGAUUAGGACAGGUCCUAAGUGGUAACUAAUAACUGAUAAUUUCAGAGCAGAUUUUUUAAGAGUAGGUAUUGGUCCUGCUUUGAGAGAGAUAGUCAUUUUGGAAUCUGAGCCACGCUUUAUAGGAAUCACCAUGGCAGUGUGUUUUGAGGCAGAAAGCAGGAUGCUUCAGGAAAGACGGCAAAUGGCAGCACUUGUUAGAAAAGACUGCGCUUAUUUUGAGGUAGACACUGGAAAUAAAAGACCAUUUCGACAAUUAUUUUGACCAUUCGGUCUCUUUACUGAUGCUCAGAUGUUCAGAAAAGUCAGUAAAUUAACAGUAAAUAUUUUUCACUACAGUUGUAGAGAAUUUAUUAGAAGUGUAAACCUCAGACUUCCACACAAUAUGAUACAAUUUUGAUUCUUAAGGCAAUGAUUCGAUAUUUGAACACUGAAUCUGCGAUGAUAUGAUUCGAAGUGGUAUCCUCCCAACUUUGUUCAGAAUCUGGGGUACGCUUACCUUUAAUUCUCAAAUGAUGAUGACAGAGAAGGACUAUUUUAAGUAUCAGAGUACAAGUAUAUCACAUUGCUAGCCGAUUUAGACAAUUAUGAAUUAUUUUUAUACACCAGUUGUCUCUCUGUUUGUGAUAAUAAUCUGUUUAGAAUCAAUUUUAUAAUCCACUGACAUACGGUAAAUGAUAUUGUGGUGAAAUUGUUAGAAAUGUUUUCUUUAGGGAAAAGAAAAUGAAAUUAGGAAAAAUUAAGAAAGUCUGUUGUCAUUUUCAGCACUAUGUUGUUGCCCACUUUUGUCCUUAUUUCCCUCUGCUCUUUCCUGUAUUAAACAUAUUUAUAUUUUGCUCAUAGUAAUGAACAAAAGCAUACUUUUUGUCUUUCUUUGUCUUUUAUAGUUUUUCGAUGUGUAUAUUUGUUAUUGAUGUUUACUGCCUGCUGAACACAUCAGUUGAGGUGAAAGAAAGAAAGAAAGAAGUAUAUAAAACAUUUUUAUGCUAACUGU